AUGCCCACAGUUACGGCUCUCAUGUCCUGGCUUAUUAAACCGCUUAUCCAACUUCUGGGGUUGCUUCCCCUGGCCACAGUUGUGUUUGCCAGUAGUAAUAUCUGUGAUAUCCUCAAUUACCAGAUCCCAGGCCGAGUCUCGUACUCAGACGACUUGGCCUACACUGCGUCAGUGUCAUCCUAUUACUCCGGAUUCGAGAGAGCCCUGAGGCCCAGCUGCAUCUUCAGGCCAAGUACCACGGCUGAAGUUUCAGAAUUUGUCCAGCUCGUCAGCGUAAAUGCCACUACGAAGUGGUCGCUGCCUCAAUUUGCCGUCAGGGGUGGGGGUCACACCCUGUUCACCGGAGCGGCAAAUAUUAAUGGGAGCGUUACAGUGGACAUGCGUUCUAUGAACUCCCUGGCUCUUAGUGACGACCAUAAAAUUGCCUCCGUAGGUGGCGGCAGUAUCUUCAGUGAUUUUUAUCCCCGGCUUGUGCCACAUAAUCUCUCAGUGAUGGGAGGACGAGUUCCAGGAAUCGGGGUCGGUGGAUUCACGACCAGAGGAGGUUUGAACUUUCUGUCGCGGGAGCACGGGUUCUCUUGUGAUAACAUAUACGGAUACGAGGUGGUUCUUGCGAAUGGAUCAGUCAUCUAUGCGAGCGCAAGCUCCAACUACGACCUCUGGCUUGCUCUCAAGGGCGGCUCGAACAACUUCGGAAUAGUCACCCGCUUUGACCUCGCGACCUUUCCACAGGGGCUUAUGUGGGGAGGCAUGAUUCUGUUUAACUAUACAGACAGUAUCGUGGACCACCAAGCCCAAGAUUUCAGCAAUUUUAUGGAUCCCACCAACUUCGACAGUGCAGCAGACAUGGCGGUUAUUCUUAACUUCGAGGACGGCAGCUUCUCUAUUGGGAACUUUCUUUUCUAUACGAAACCAGUCGCCAAUCCCCCUGUUUAUCAGCCGUUUACGUCCUUGCCGUCCCCGAUUUUUGACAACUUGGGCUUCAAUAACUGUAACCGAGUUCGUGGCGAUCUUGCAGAGAGCUGGACUCUAUAUAUACCUUUCAAGUAUCUGAACUAUGCAGACAAGUCCCAGGACCCGUUUAGUAGUUAUGGAGAGGCAAACAAGGCUCAUCUUAUCGCUGUCGGUAAGCGGUAUGAUCCCAAUGAGCUGUUUCAGAAAGGGCUUCCUGGGGGCUUCAAACUCUUUGCGUAA
Molecule: messenger RNA, 1194 nt
Organism: Aspergillus tanneri
Lineage: Eukaryota; Fungi; Ascomycota; Eurotiomycetes; Eurotiales; Aspergillaceae
Product: FAD-binding oxidoreductase
Exons: 5
Coding region: 1-1194 (397 amino acids)
Molecular function (GO): FAD binding
Source: RefSeq, a predicted model, not a curated record